AUGCUCGGCAAAAUCGCUCUCGAAGAAGCCUUCGCGCUCCCCAGAUUUGCCGAGAAAACAAAAUGGUGGGCGGGAAUGUUCUCCACCAACACAGAAGAGCACACAGCCCAAAUCAACGACGUGGGCCCCAUCCGUCUAGACUUCGCCGAUAAGCACGGCGUCGGUCUCCAAAUCCUCAGCUAUACCGCGCCCGGCGUGCAGGAUAUCUGGGAUGCGAAAGACGCCCAGGCGCUCGCGAUCGAAAUCAACGAUUACAUCGCCGAGAAGGUGAAAGCGCACCCGGACCGCUUUGCCGCCUUUGCGACGCUAUCCAUGCACGACCCACAAGAAGCGGCGGACGAGCUGCGACGCUGCGUCACGCAGCACGGCUUCCUCGGUGCACUGGUCAACGAUACGCAGCGCGCGGGCGAAGACGGCGAGGAUAUGAUCUUCUACGACAAUGAGAAGUGGGACGUGUUCUGGUCUACAUGCACGGAGCUGGACGUGCCGCUGUACCUGCACCCGCGCAACCCCACUGGCUCGAUCUACGAGAAGCUGUGGGCUGAUCGGAAGUGGUUGAUUGGGCCGCCGCUAUCGUUUGCGCAGGGCGUUAGUCUGCAUGUUCUUGGGAUGGUGACGAAUGGGACGUUUGAUCGGAACCCGAAGUUGCAGGUCAUUCUGGGACAUUUGGGGGAGCACAUUCCGUUUGAUAUGUGGAGGAUUAAUCACUGGUUUGAGGAUCGGAAGAAGAUGCUGGGGCUGCAGGAGACGUGUAAGAGGACUAUUCGUGAGUAUUUUGCGGAUAAUUUGUGGAUUACUACGUCGGGCCAUUUCUCGACUACUACGUUGAACUUCUGUAUGGCGGAGGUUGGGGCGGAUCGGAUUCUGUUCUCGAUUGAUUAUCCCUUCGAGACUUUUGGGGAUGCGUGUGAAUGGUUUGAUGCGGCGGAGAUGUCCAAUACGGAUCGUGUGAAGAUUGGGAGGGAGAAUGCUAAGAAGCUGUUUAAGCUGGGAGCUUAUAAGGAUAGUGAGGCUUAG
Messenger RNA from Penicillium soppii, 1017 nucleotides. RefSeq names its product amidohydrolase family protein. The transcript has 2 exons. The coding region runs from base 1 to 1017 and encodes 338 amino acids. Gene Ontology annotation, molecular function: hydrolase activity; carboxy-lyase activity. NCBI's taxonomy places the organism in Eukaryota, Fungi, Ascomycota, Eurotiomycetes, Eurotiales, Aspergillaceae. Gene Ontology annotation, cellular component: cytosol; cytoplasm. The record is from RefSeq and is a predicted model, not a curated record. Gene Ontology annotation, biological process: secondary metabolic process.